GAGUACGUCGGCGGCCUCCUGGGCGCGGCGCAGGAGCUCGUGCGCUACGCGACGCGGCGCGCGACCGUCGGCGACGCCGCGUCCGUGGCGAUCUGCCGCGACGGCGUCGCGGAGCUCAACGGCGCGCUCCUCGACUUCGACUUCCGCAACGGCCCGCUCCGGCGCAAGUACGACGGCCUGAAGUACGCGCUGCGGCGCCUCGAGGACGUGCUCUACGAGCAGUCGCUCGCGGGGAAGGCGUCCGAG
Messenger RNA from Aureococcus anophagefferens, 246 nucleotides. RefSeq lists its product as hypothetical. The transcript has a single exon. The record is from RefSeq and is a predicted model, not a curated record. The annotation marks the transcript as partial. Gene Ontology annotation, cellular component: nucleus; cytoplasm. Gene Ontology annotation, molecular function: RNA binding; RNA endonuclease activity; sequence-specific DNA binding. NCBI's taxonomy places the organism in Eukaryota, Pelagophyceae, Pelagomonadales, Pelagomonadaceae.